AUGAGCAAGCAACCACUUGGCUGUCGCUGGGAAAAGGACCGUCAUCGGUACAAGCACAGAUCUUCGUCGGGUAAAUCGUCGAGUGCGCUGUCCUCGAAGCACCACCGCAAGGAACGCCACCGAAGGCUGUCCCACUCUUCGUCGUCCUCGGAUCGAAAAAGAAACAGAUUUGGGAACAUAGAAUCAAUAAUUAUUGAGAAAGGAUUUAUUGAGGAGCGAUUUGCGAACGGGAAGGUUCCCUUGAAUGAUUCCUUGACCCUUAAUCUGGACCAAGGUCACACGCUCUCCUGCCGAUACAUGAUCAACCCGUCGACCUCCAGCGAGUUCAUGUACUAGGUCCAACGUCAGCGCAAGAUUUGGUGGAUGCGGUACGUGUGCGAUCCGGGCCGGUUCUUCAUUUCGGACCCCCGCCAGGACGCGGACACGCGCGUUUAAUCCGUCGCCAUCAAGAGUCGCCUUGGCGGAGAGGAACUCACGCUAGAACAGCUGGAACUCUUUCCGACGGACGCCGCCGCCCUCGAGGAAGACCUGGGGGACUUUCGAAUCAAGGUGGGCCGAACCAGCAGUAAAAGGAUUCGGCCCAGUAUGCUGCGGCUGCGUCAGUGCGUUGAAGUGGCCACGCUGCAGAUCGUGUUGGAUGCGUUUGAAAGUGGCGGCGAUGCAAGCGUGAGGAUUCACCGCAAGCUGACGCCGUUCAAGUGUGGCAUCGUGUGUCUUUCCGACAACCCCGCCCUGAUGCCGGAGUUGCGUGACCUGGCCAAACACCUGUGCAACGUGCUGCGCAAAGCGAACCUUCCCGUGCUCGACUGCUCCAAGCGUAACGGCGGUCGUUCCCUGGCCAAACAGCUGCACCACCUCGACUCGAUAGCCGUCCCGUACUGCCUGCUGCUGCGCGACCAGUGUCUCCAGAAUGGCCUCUUUCAGCUGCGGUCCCGCGACACCACCCUCAGCGAAAUGAUGCACAUCUCGGAUUUACCGCAAUAUUUAUUGAAAAUAGUAACAAGUUGA
This is a messenger RNA of Culex pipiens pallens (northern house mosquito), 1008 nucleotides long. Its product is annotated as DNA polymerase subunit gamma-2, mitochondrial. Gene Ontology annotation, cellular component: cytoplasm; mitochondrion. The record is from RefSeq and is a predicted model, not a curated record. The transcript is spliced from 4 exons. Gene Ontology annotation, biological process: mitochondrial DNA replication. Lineage: Eukaryota; Metazoa; Arthropoda; Insecta; Diptera; Culicidae.